AUGGCUGUUCUUUUUUUAUGCAACUCGGAGCUUGGUCAGGCGCAGAUUGUGUUAGGUGUAGCAGCUAACCUUAUCAAGGAAGAAAAGCUACAAGUCCACAUCGCGUCCUUUCCUGCUCUGAGAUCACGAAUCUCCCAGAUAAACGGAAUUUUCGGUCGAUCCAAUCCUAUUCGAUUCCACGCCCUUAGUGGGCCUUCAAUGACCCAGGGUUAUUUCGAGAACUUCGAUGAAGUGUCAGACAUGUGUCAUCCAUGUGGCAUCCAGGGCGCCGCUCAUAGCUAUACGUUGUUCCCAAAGAUUGUUGCCACCUACAACAAUGACCAGUAUAGACUGGUAAUUGAGGCCUGCCGCAACUGCAUUCUAGAGACUUGUCCCGCCCUGAUUGUUGUUGACGCACAAUUCUGGGCAGGGCUGGACGUAUGCAGAAAUGGAUCCACGCCCUAUUUUGUCAUAACCCCAUCGGGACUUUGGGGCGUUAUCGCAGGAAUACAGCCCCAUGGUGCCAUAAUGUGGAAGUAUCCUGUUAUUGGCUCGGGGUUUCCGUUCCCCAUACCACUUUCCCUCAUACCGGCGAAUAUAUACUUGACAAUCAGGCUUCUGCUUGCGCUCUACUUUUCCUCGACGCUCUCCGCCUUGUUAUUGACCCGCCGGAGUCUACAUCUAGAGGGGCAGUUCCCAAUGUUCGAGACAUACCGAAAAGAUGAGCAUUACAUACUACCGGGCCAGCCUGCAACAGAUUUCCACUACGAACAUAUACCGGAUAACCUGACUUGCUGUGGUCCCUUGACGAUCCCUUACCCCCAGCUUCAGGAGCAAGACCCUCAACUGGAUUCUUGGCUGCUUCAAAGACGCACGGUAUUAGUGAAUCUUGGCAGUCAUAUCAAGCUGAGUGUGCAAAACGCUAUUCAUCUUGCAAAAGCGCUCCAAGUGACCCUGGAGCGCCACUCCGAUGCCCAGGUGUUGUGGAAGCUCAACUGCACGGCGGAAGGAUUGUCAGAAGCGAGGUCUACUUUACAGAACGAAAUAAACCAAGACAGAGCGCGCAUAAGCGCGUGGCUAGAGGUGGAUCCAACGGCAAUCAUGAAGUCAGGCCAAUUGGGUUGCGUAGUGCAUCAUGCUGGUGCCAACACCUUCUACGAGGCGCUUGGUUGCAGCGGCGCUCCACAAAUCGCCCUUCCCAUGUGGCUGGACACCUACAACAUUGCAACUCACAUGGAGUAUCUUGACGUAGGGAUUUGGGCUAACAAGAAUGCGGCCCCAAACAUUGAUAGGGAUGAGCUCAGUCGCUGUCUCCUCACUGUCAUGGGCGACAGCAAGCGGUCAUUGGUGUUGCGAAGCCGAGCGCGGGAGAUGCAGGAAGCAUGUGCUGCUGGCGGAGGCUCGGAGCGGGCUGCAACCAAGAUCCUGAAUUUCUUACGAUUGGCUUCAAAGUUUUGA
Colletotrichum graminicola M1.001 is the source of this 1437-nucleotide messenger RNA. Its product is annotated as diacylglycerol O-acyltransferase. The transcript is spliced from 3 exons. The record is from RefSeq and is a predicted model, not a curated record. NCBI's taxonomy places the organism in Eukaryota, Fungi, Ascomycota, Sordariomycetes, Glomerellales, Glomerellaceae. Bases 1 to 1437 code for a protein of 478 amino acids. Gene Ontology annotation, molecular function: UDP-glycosyltransferase activity.